Molecule: messenger RNA, 7206 nt
Organism: Salmo salar (Atlantic salmon)
Lineage: Eukaryota; Metazoa; Chordata; Actinopteri; Salmoniformes; Salmonidae
Product: claudin-20
Cellular component (GO): membrane; bicellular tight junction
Molecular function (GO): structural molecule activity
Source: RefSeq, a predicted model, not a curated record
UUAUGGGGAUUUUUUGUAUUUUAUUAUGCUUAUUCGAUUUCCGUGGGGGCUCGGACAUCGAUUCUAGGGGGUCCAUUAAACCCACACCUGCGGUCAUUCACCUCCGGAUGCUGCUGUUCUUGGGAGUAGGGUGGUGGUGGGAUGUAGAGGGGCUGUGUCCCUUCAGGAAUGGAUGGGCGCAUAAAUAGAGCUAGGGUUCUCCUAAUGAGGACUACAGCUGUGGUAAUGAUCACAGUGGCAUUUACCCUCCACACUCCCUCCCUGCUACGGUACUUGCCAUCACCAGUCUGGAACAGAUAAUGUAUGAUACGAUAUUUUCCUCUUUUUCAAAUUAAUGUAGUCUUUCCACAGAGAUGUGAAGCGUGGAGGGGGGGGGGUCUGAUAAGGGCCUGAGGAGAAGGUAGGAACAUUUAUAUUUCUCUGUGUCCCAAAUGGCAUCUUAUUCCCUAUGUAGUGCACUACAUUCGGUCAAAGCCCUAUGGGCAACCUUUUAUGUUCAGCCCUCUGGUAAUGGUUCCUGUUGGGGCAGGUCUGCCACGAUAGGGUACUUUCCUUUUGCUGUCACAGUGUGUGAAUAUAUAGACUCAGGAUUACUAUGAGGAUAGGUUGUGUAACUGUUGUUGGGAUACUGCUGUGUGUGUUCCAUCUCCACAAAAGGAGGGGGCAUGAACUAUGCAGUCGGCCAUAGUUCAUGCGGUCACUUGAAGGGCGACACCUUCGUAUCGGCUGCAGGGCAAAAGGAUGGGGAUGCAGGUCUUUGUCAUCAGUCGGUUUCUAUUGUGCUCUGAGUGACAAUUGACGAAACACACAAAGCCACCGCCAAGCGAGCACCAAUGUCAAAUCAAACCUCAAAACUCUCGGCUGUCUAAAUGAUAUAUUGAACCAAUUAAAGGUACACCAACAAAUCUUGAACUGCUCAUUUCAGUCAGCCAUUCAAAUAUGCCGCGAUGAAAAAUAUUAGCUUAUUACUGUCUUUAAUCACAUUCUCAGGCUGCCCAUUUGCUGAGAGGACAUUAGCUUAAUCUGAAUCAAUGACCUUCAGGUUAGUCUAGUCUAGUUCUUUAACCACUCUCACACCACGUUUCUCUCAGUCCACCACUCAGUUCUCCUUAGUGGGGCUGUAGCUCACAGGCAACAAGGAUGUGUGGCUGGCACGUCUUUUAUGGGACACUGAAAAGGAUGGAAUUGUAUGUUCUGUUGCUAAGGAGAUGGAAGGAGGAAGUACGAAUCGCUAAGCUGCUCACUCUAUUUUAUUGUUAUGUUUUUUUCUCUCUUUUGAGCCCAGGCAACAUUGAGAAGAGACUGACGCACCAUGGCACGCUGUCCAAGACACAAAAGCCCACUGGAGCCUGCACUGAGGAAUUAUCUGCUGUCAGGACCCGCGCCUGCACCAGGGCGAUAGGGAGAGACGGAGCCAAGGAGCCAGGCUCAGGCCACAGCAAGGUGAGGGUGCCGCCGUGCCGGAGAGGAGGAGACUCGCAACUCGCCGAUGGCGUCCUCCGCCAUGCAGAUCCUCGCCUUUGUCCUGGCGCUGCUGGGCGUCCUGGGCGCCACUGUGGCCACGCUGCUGCCCAACUGGAAGGUGAGUGCCGACGUGGGCUCCAACAUCAUGACCGCCAUCUCCCAGAUGCAGGGGCUGUGGAUGGACUGUACCUGGUACAGCACCGGCGUGUUCAGCUGCACCUUGAAGUACUCUGUUCUUUCACUGCCUGCCUACCUGCAGACUGCCCGGACGACAAUGGUUCUGUCGUGCAUGAUGGCUUGCCUUGGCCUCUGUCUCGCUGCCCUGGGGCUCAAAUGUACCCGCUGGGGAGGCAGUCACCGGGCAAAGAGGCACGCGGCCAUCGGAGCGGGGGGUUGCUUCAUCUUGGCUGGUAUCCUCUGCCUGGUGCCCGCUUCUUGGUUCACCAACGAGGUAAUCACUACCUUCCUGGACUCCAACGUACCCGAGAGCAGUAAAUACGAGCCUGGGGGGGCCGUGUACGUGACCUUUGUCUCUGCCGGCCUACUGCUGGCCGGUGGGGUCAUCUUUUGUUUGUCGUGUCCCGGGAAAAGAGAGGGGCAGUUGGACUACACCUCGACAUCCACCUCUACCACCUUUCCUGACAAACUACUGCAGCAGCAGAUAAACCAGGAGCAAAUACAGCGCGACCAGCUCCAGCGUGACCUGAUACUGCAGGAGCAACUGCAACGGGGGCAGAAGGACUUUGAACAGCAGACGUCGCCUAACGAGCAGUCAAGCCGCGAGCAGCUACAAUGGGGUGACAAAGGGCCCCAGGAUGAGGCCCAAGCAGCUGACGAAAUCCAGCAGGAGGAGCCUCUACAUGAGAAGCCUCUACAUGAAGACAAGGGAACGCAGCAGUUCUACUCUCCAUCCAGAGUCCCUCCAAAAGACGCCCGGGCUGGCUACAGCCUGCAGGACUAUGUUUAAUAUGUUUAAUCCCUAAACCCUACUCUUGUUAGCGGGGUGGAGGGAGAAUCCUGAGGACAUUCUACUGACUGCCUUUGUGAGAGGGAGAGAGUGGAGGAGAGAAAAAAGGGUGAGGAAGGAAGAAGGUAAUGACUUUGACAGCCUUAUCGCCCCCUCUCAUCUCUUCUCUCUUGCUACUGCAAGCGCAAGCAGUAAAGCUAUUCCCAAAGUCUUGGAGAAAGGCAGCUUGUGGAUUCAGAAUCCUGGGGUAAAUGCCUCCUUGACUGCUGCUGUGGUGGGCGGAAAGACACAAGGGUAGGGUAAGGGUAGGGUAGAGGAGAGGUGUCAUAAAAAUGCACAAGCGCAGCACAAGUAUUGUAUAUCCGGUGACAAGUUCCUUUAAAAAUGGACGCGGAGGCUUUUCCAUACCAAAGGUUUGAUGAGAAAAGAGUGCUGAUGAUAAUUAGCUGCUAAUAAUAUGACAUCAUUACUUUUGCAUAGUAAGUUACCCACUGGGCACACACUGGUUGAAUAAACACUGUUUCCAUGUCAUUUCAAGGAAAUUACGUUGAACCAACGUGGACUAGACGUUUAUGUGUCUGAAAAACGAAGAUGUUCAUUGCAAGCUUGCAACUCUUAGACCCCAUUUGCCUUGUGAGAUUAAAAUAAUCAUCCUCAAUCCUAUUUUCAAAAGAUAAACAGACUGAUUGAUAUUCAGUCUUCUUAGCAUGCUUGUUAAAUAAUGCAGCUCGUUAAGUUAUCUGUAGCUUGUUAAAUAAUGCAGUGGAAUGGAGAGUAGUUAGUGAAACAUAGCUACCAAAGCAUGUGCCUAAAAUGUGUUUGUAGAAUUUCAACUGUUUGUAAAGGAGAAUUACAGAAGACUAAAGAAAUGAAAAGGGAGUUCAGGUUCCCACCAACACCAUACACACACAUCCAGUCCAUCUUGGAGGGGAAUAAGGUACAUGGCAGCAGGGCAGACUUAGUGAUUUGGAGGCCCCAGGCAGAGGCCAGUCUGAGCCCCUCUCCUGUAAUUUUAACUGUAAAAAUGUAUUUCCGUUUAAUGUGCCAUGAACACAACCAGACACGAUGUUUCCAUCUGAUUGUCAAACAAAUCACUUCAAAAGUAGGGUCCCUUCGCACGUUCAUCCAAAAUAAUUCCAGCAUUCCUUAAAUAGGCAAGUGGCUAAAACGAUCUCACCGGAGAAAGCAUAUGAGCGAGCAAAACAGCACCCCUCUGUCUUACUAUAUGUAACCCAUGUAUCUGAUGCUGUCUGGACAAAAAGAAUAUGACAUGACAUAAUCUUUUUAUCCAGGCAGAAUCAGAUACAGUGUCUAUAGAAAGACGACAACCCCUAGGAUUUCUGCACAUUUUAUUGUGCAACAAAGUUGGAUUAUAACGGAUGUAAUUGUUGACAAAAAAAUCUACACAAAAUGCUCUGUAGUGUUUUUUAUUUUUUUUAUUACUGAAAAUGUAAACACUAAUAUUCCUUGAUCUUUCUUGUGCUUUGCUCCAUCCCGUUUCUUUUCAUCCUGAAAAACACCCCAGAUGUCAAGCAUACCCAUACCAUGAUGCAGUCACUACCAUGCUUGAAAAUAAGGAGGCAGUUAUUCAGUGAUGUGUUGUGUUGGAUUUGCUCCAAACAUAAGGUUUUGCAUUUAGGCCAAAACUUUCAUUCCUUUGCCUCGUUUUUUUUUCUUCAGUAUUACUGUAGUGAUUUGUUGCAUACAUAUGCAUGUUUUGCAAUAUUUUGAUUCUGUUUAUUUGUAUUUCUCUUUUCACUGUCAUUUAGGUCAUUAUUGUGGAGUCACUACAAUGUUGUUGAUCCAUCCUAAGUUUUCCCCCAUCACAGCCAUCUACCACUCACUGCCCUUUUUUAAUGAGGCUUUCAAAAAGCUCCCUGGUCCUUGUAGUUUAAUCUGUGCUUGAAAUUCAAUACUUGACUGAGGGACCUUACAGAUGUUGUAUGUUUGGGGGACAGUGGAAGGGGUAGUCAUUCAAAAAUCAUGCCAACCCCUAUUAUUUCACCCAGAGUGAGUCAAUAUAAGUUAUGUGAUUUGUUAAGCCAAAUUCUACUUCUGAACUAAUUUAGGUUUUUCCUAAACAAAGGGGGUGAAUACUAAUGCACGACUAUAUUUGAGUUAUUUCAUUUUUAUUAAUUUGUACAAAAUGUGUAGAAUUGUCUUUUCACUUUGACAUUAUGGAGUAUUUUGUGUAGAUCAAUUGAUUUUUUUUAUUUUAUUUUUUACAAUUCAAUGUAUUUCAAUCCCACUUUGUGAUGCAACAAAAUGUGAAAAAACUUGAAGGAGGUAUAGACUUUCUAUAGGCACUGUACAUGGGCUACACAUACAUGUCCUCUGCCUUGACGAUGAUAGCAGUAUUAUCAGCAGCACCUGUCUUUUUACUAAAGAAAUGCGUAUUUGUAUCCAUCUAGAGUCAAAGGGCCCGGGCUUGGUUUCUACUAAGCUAACAUAUGGAAUUGUUUUAAGAUGGUCAUACCAAGGAUUAUUUAUCUAUUUGAUUUGGAAUUUUAAAGACCCCUGUAGGUAUUAAAACAUUUAAAAUAAAGUAGCCUUACUGCUACUAGCCAAUAGAAACACAUUGAAUAUCAGAUUCAUACAUAGAAAAACAGAUCGUAAAAAAAGUUAUCAAAAGGAUUCCUAACUCCUAAUAUUGAGUUGCACAAUCCAGGUCUCAAUUGUCUCAAGGCUUAAAAAUCCUUCUUUAACCUGUCUCCUCCCCUUCAUCUACACUGAUUGAAGUGGAUUUAACUUUCAUAGCUUUCACCUGGUCAAAAUAUGUAAUGGAAAGAGCAGGUGUUCUCAAAUGUUUUUUACACUCAGUGUAUAUUUUGAAGUGUCUGUCCUAUGUCUGAGAGAUAUAAGAAACAUCAGAAGAAAAAAAAAAAGGUUUACUGUGGAAUUACCCGUAAACUUUACAUGGAAAUGCCCUGUUCACUUCCAUAACUUUUUUGGGCCCGACACGGGGUUACCUUCAGACAAGUCCUGUGACACUUAUGGGGUAGAGCAAAAUGGAAAACACAAUAGUGUUCGUGAGUCUCAUCAUUCCAUAGAGGGUUCAUAUUAGUGUGCAGCCUAAACCGCUCGGACACUACAGAUGUUUUUGUGAGAAGACGAUUUUCGGGAUGCCAGCUGGUUUGACAAACACCUCUGUAGGUCGGCCACCUUCCACCACAGUUGCAGAAGGCUGGCGGAUCAUAGACAUUAAAACCAGUGGUGGAUGUGGUGGAUUGAGACGCAGCCCAUGCAAAAAAACAUAUCUCUAGCUUAAACAGAUGGAUUUUGAUGGGGAUGAUUUUUUUGGGAGUUUAUGCCUCGAGCGGAGCAUGGGGGGGUGUGUUUAAAAAAAAAAUAUAUAUAUAUAUAUUUUUAUUUUAUUUUUUUAUGCCCAGCUCAUGAGGCCCAUUGAUGAUGUGAGGCCUGAAGCAAUUUCCUCUUCUGCCUAAUGGUAAGUCCACCAGCGCGUGGCAGCGCAGGCUGUCGGAGAUAAUGAUCCUCUUUGCUUUCCCAUUAUCACCUCGCUACGGCUAGAUGCACACUACUCAUUUACUGCACACCCCCCUGAACACACACACAUACACUCUCGUCCUUCCUCUAUCUGCCUCGCCCCCUAGCUCCCUCCCUCUCUAGCUGCGAGGCUAAAAGGGUCUUGUACCCAAUCAUCUUUAAGGCAUGUGUCCUUGUGUCAUUCACAGAGGGUUCUAAUCUACCUGGAACCAAAAAAGGUUAUCCUUUGGGGACAGCCAAAGAACCCUUUUGGAACCCUUUUUUCUAAGAUUGUAGGUCUCGAUUGCAGUGCUGCUCUUGUUUUGGAAAAGCGACAUCAUGGCAAUAAAAAUCCAGAAAUGUUUUGUAGGUUUAUUGUGUCAUUGUGUGUUUACCUCACUUGACAGGACAUAUGCUCUGUUUUUUCUCUACCUGUAUGUGAGAGAACAAAAAUAACUACAAUGGCUCCACUGGGUAAAAGGUUUCCUAAUUUGAGAGGGUUUGUUUCACAAAGCUGACUUUCCCCCUCAAAAAUCAUAAAUGUCAUUCUGCCUCUGAUCAGAGAGGAAAGUACAUUUGAUGCCUCGGAGAACCAAUACUUCACUAUGUUCUUAUCGAUAUUCAUGUUCGCAACAUGGAAUACAAAUAUCUAGGCUAGAUUCUAGAAUAAUGCUUAAAAACAAUGCUUGAUAAUGCAUAUGCUUUCACUUUUUAAACCGGGAAUAUGAACUAUUUGAUUAAAUAUGGUUUACAUGUAUUUUUCCUAUUUGAGAAUGGUCUACUUUAUUAUGAUUAAGGGCAUAACUUUGAUGAGUGUGAAUUUACUGUGGAUAUCAGGUUCUUAUUAAAAUAAUGAUUCCAUGUGAUUGUCAAUCCACAAGUCAUUUCAACUUUAGCGCUUGUUAAGAAUGUUUUUGAUUGUUAAUUGCUAAAAAUGAAAAAAAAUAUAAAAGAUUUGUUAAGCUGUCAACUUGUUCCAUAAAGAAUGUCAGAGAGACCAAUGCUUCUUACAAUGAAGAUGAAUGGGAUGUUCAUAACUCGAACAAAACAUAAUGACUGCAACAUCCUAGUCUGCCUCUCUCGCGCAACACAAUGUUUGUGCAUGGGCAUAAUGAUCAGUGCAACAAAGCAAAAGCCCAAGUGUUUCAUUAAAGCAAAAAGCCUGUUACUGGGCAAAACAAAUAAAGUUGUUGCUUUUUCUCUGUACAAGAACGGAAAUAAAUCCAUACGUGAAGGGAGAAAAUACUUAAUUUUUUGACAACCAAAUAAAAGGAUGUGAUUUCAAUUUAAAA